AUGGCAACGCCGGUCGAAGCGGUGGCCGUGCGCCGAGCUAUCAGCCCGAGCCGCUUCAAGCCCGAGUCGUCGUAUAAGGCGCCGCAACACGACGACCCGCCGUCGUUUGAGUUUGGCGGCGGGGAGUCGCCGCGACGCCCCGAACCCCGGCUCGCUGAAAUCAACGGGCCGCCGUCGCCGCCGCCGUACCCGCGCACGCCGAUCGUGGUCCGGCGCGCGUCGCCUGUCCCGAUCAUGCCUGGGAGCGAGUGGUUUUUUGCCGUGCUUUUGGGCAAGAAGAUGGUGCAAUGCCGGGCGAUGGCGACCGGGCUGCCCUUUACUCGCCAACCGCUACCGCAGGAGGUCAACGUGAGCCAGCUCCCGAAGCUCAAGCUCUUUGAAACGUUCAUGCACUUGGAGGCCAAGAGCGAGUGCCCGCACUGGAUCUACGAGAUGCUGCCGCUCUCGCCGACGGACGCCGUGCCGUACGAAGAGCUCAAGACGUACCUGCUGCGACAUCGCGCCGAGCCUGUCGCGGGCAUGGCGCUCGACGUUCCGCGCUACAAGAUCAUUGUGCUGCCGCCCGGCGGCGAAGCGCGGCUACUCGGCUACAUUGGCCACAACUUGAUUGCAGUUAUUCGUCGAAACAAACUCAAAAAGUAG
This is a messenger RNA of Saprolegnia parasitica CBS 223.65, 642 nucleotides long. RefSeq lists its product as hypothetical. Lineage: Eukaryota; Oomycota; Saprolegniomycetes; Saprolegniales; Saprolegniaceae. The record is from RefSeq and is a predicted model, not a curated record. Bases 1 to 642 code for a protein of 213 amino acids. The transcript is spliced from 4 exons.